Lepisosteus oculatus (spotted gar) is the source of this 1240-nucleotide messenger RNA. It is a transcript of the gene meaf6, whose product is annotated as MYST/Esa1-associated factor 6. The record is from RefSeq and is a predicted model, not a curated record. NCBI's taxonomy places the organism in Eukaryota, Metazoa, Chordata, Actinopteri, Semionotiformes, Lepisosteidae. Gene Ontology annotation, cellular component: NuA4 histone acetyltransferase complex.
GUUAAUUCGUCACAGCACAGGUAGUGUCGGGCGUUUUGCUGCCGUUACGCGCUUUGUUUCUCCUAUCCGCUCCGAAAAUCCAACAUGGCGAUGCACACCAAAGUAACUCCUCCGCAGAUUCCAGAUACACGCAGGGAGCUGUCGGAGCUGGUGAAGAGGAAACAGGAGCUCGCGGAGACGCUGGCGAACCUGGAGAGACAAAUCUAUGCGUUUGAAGGCAGCUACCUGGAAGACACUCAAAUGUAUGGCAACAUCAUAAGAGGAUGGGAUCGGUACCUAACCAACCAGAAAAAUUCCAACAGCAAAAAUGACAGAAGGAACAGAAAGUUCAAAGAAGCAGAGCGGCUCUUUAGCAAAUCAUCUGUCACAUCCGUCGCAGCGGUUAGUGCUCUAGGAGGAAUACAGGACCAACUUAUAGAAAAAAGGGAGCCAGGCAGUGGAACGGAGAGUGACAAUUCCCCGGAUUUCCAGAACCAGGAGAACGAGCCCAGCCAGGAGGACACGGAGGAUAUGGAUGGGCCCUUGCAGGGGAUGAAGCCCCAGAAGGCUGCCUCGUCCUCUUCUGGCAGUCACCAUGGCAACCACAAGAAGAGGAAAAACAAAAACCGGCACAGCCCGUCUGGCAUGUUUGAUUAUGACUUUGAAAUUGAUCUGAAGAUGAAUAAGAAACCGAGAGCUGACUAUUGAAGGGUUCCAGACCAGUCGCAUGUUAUAGUGGACGUACAGCGAAGGCAUACCGUGUCUUGGAUUCACAGGCAUUGUCAGAAGCUAUAGUGUGAAAAAUGUUCACAAAGUAAUGGAGCAAAUGUUUCGACUACCUUCUCCUAGCUACUGUUUCCAAUGAUAAAUUCCUGUUUUUUUUACAGUACAAGUGCAUUGUGUAAAUGGCCCUUGUAUUUUUUUUAUUGAUAAUGCAGGAGGAAGGAUUGUGAGGUACAUAGUUAGUUCUGUAUGUGCCAAAGCUUCAGCACAGACUUGGGUCCCAAAGUAACUGCAUUGUGGGAAGACGCAUAAAGCAUGUAGAAUGGGAGAGUUUUUGUUUCAAAAUUGUUCCCACAUCAUGAACACCUAGUUUUCAUCAAAAUUAUUUGGCUGCUGCAGUUUAGACCUGCAAUUCUAAUUUUAUUUUUUUUGUUGUGUAAUUGUUCCUUAAUCUACAUGCAAUGUUAUUUUUUCUUUGGAGUUUUUUGUACAAUUAAGAGUUUAACAUUUGUAAGAAAAAUAAAAAUAUGAAAUGUCA